This is a messenger RNA of Balearica regulorum gibbericeps (East African grey crowned-crane), 1256 nucleotides long. NCBI's taxonomy places the organism in Eukaryota, Metazoa, Chordata, Aves, Gruiformes, Gruidae. The record is from RefSeq and is a predicted model, not a curated record.
AGGCCACAGUGGAGGUGGUGCGUGACAGCUGCCCUCAGCCCACGCUGGUGCUGGCGGUGGGCAAGGAAACCCUGACCAUCAGCUGCCAUGAGGUGGUGAGCAAUGGCCAAGCAGAUGAGCGUGCAGUGGCCUUCAUCGUCUACAAGGAAGUAGAGAGGUUGCUGAGUAACAUCACGAAGGGAAAGAUCAACUCCCACGUGGUUGGUGGCACUGUGGCAAAAGCUGGCAGCACCUUUAACGGCACCUUCAACAUCACCCUGCAGCACCACACGGUGAACGGCACCAAAGGCCACUGGGUGCCCUCGGGCUGCACCCGUGUUGGGGGUGACACCCUCCACUCCAUCUGUGCCUGCAACCACUUCUCCACCUUCGCCAUCCUCAUGGCCGUCCACCCUAUCACGGAGAGCUUUGCGCUGAUAGUGGUGACCUACGUGGGGAUGUCAGUAUCGUUGGUCUGCCUCUUCCUCGCCAUCGUCACCUUCCUCCUGUGCCGCUCGCUCUGGAGCGUCAGCAUCACCCUCCACCUGCAGCUCAGCAUCUGCCUCUUUGCUGCCGACCUCCUCUUCCUCGUGGCUGCAUCUUACGUUGCCAACCAGCUGGCAUGUGCCAUCAUAGCGGGCUUGCUCCACUACCUAUUCCUCGCCUGCUUUGCCUGGAUGUUCCUGGAGGGUUUGCACCUCUUCCUCACUGUCAGGAACCUGCGUGUCCUCAACUACACCAGCACCAGUCGCUUCAGGAAAAGAUACAUCUACCCUGUGGGCUACGGCAUGCCGGCCAUUGUGGUGGCCAUCUCCGCCGCCAUCCAUCCUGGUGGCUACGGCACUGAGCACUACUGCUGGCUGAGCAUGGAGGGAGGCUUCAUCUGGAGUUUCCUCGGUCCCAUCUGUGUCAUCAUCCUGGUUAAUUUGCUAUUCUUUCUCACUACCCUCUGGACUCUACGGGACAAACUCUCCUCCCUCAACGCUGAUGUCACGGCCUUAAAAAACACCCGGGUGAUGACGUUCAAGGCGCUGGCACACAUCUGUAUCCUGGGUUGCACGUGGGGACUGGGCUUGCUGCAGGCACAGGGGGACAACAUAGUGGUGGCCUUCAUCUUCACCAUCAUCAACACCCUGCAGGGAGCCUUCAUCUUCCUCGUGCACUGCGUCCUCAACCGGCAGGUGAUGGAGCAGUACCGGCAAUGGUUUAGGGCGCUGGGGCGACAAGCGUACCCCCACGAGAUGCCCACCAGCGAGAUACAAGUCACCUAUGUCACG